Xenia sp. Carnegie-2017 is the source of this 1357-nucleotide messenger RNA. Its product is annotated as somatomedin-B and thrombospondin type-1 domain-containing protein-like. The transcript has 6 exons. Bases 166 to 1344 code for a protein of 392 amino acids. The record is from RefSeq and is a predicted model, not a curated record. Lineage: Eukaryota; Metazoa; Cnidaria; Anthozoa; Malacalcyonacea; Xeniidae. Gene Ontology annotation, cellular component: extracellular region.
CAAACCGCUGUUCAUGUCAUCAAAAUAACUUGAUGCCAAAAGCAAGCGUGUGUCGGCUGGAUCGUUUAUUCGCUCGGUUUUACCGCUUUAACUCAAGCUUCGGGAAGAGAAAUUCGUUUGUGAAUUAAUCUCCAUAGUUUCUUUAUCUUAUCUUGUUUAAGAAUCAUGAAAAGUCUACUAUUUGCAGUAUUUUUAUCUCUGCUUAACUACGGUGCUUAUGGUAGGAAUGGAUGUCCAGACAUAUGUGACCAGUCAACCUGCAAAGCGUCCACAAUCCGUUGUCGCCGUGAUGUGUUUGUAAAAGACGACUGUGAUUGUUGUAACGUGUGUCUGCGGUCUGAAAACGAGGUUUGCGGUGGAUUUCACGCACGAUAUGGUAAAUGUGAUCAGAAUUUGAUUUGUGCUGACCAGAGCAGCGAGGCUUUCAUUGAUGACCAAAAUGAGGAGGUCGGCAAAGAUGAAAAUGACGUCAUUGGAGUGUGUCAAGUCAUCAAGACAUUCUACGUCUCUUUUCAAUUAACAAAUAUUUUGAAUGAAAGCAUUAUACUGAAGACAUCACUGGAGUCACCUUACAAUAUAUUUGACGUUCAAAGUGGUGAAACUGUGAAGAGACAACUUAAAGUUUUCACUGAUAAUGCAGUUACUUUUGAAGCGUUUGAAAAUGAUAUAAAAACACGCAUGCGCAUCAAUGGAAAGGAUGUCUACGUUUUGUUGCCAGAUGAAAUUUCCGAUAAUACAUUUGUUUUGGAUGUUGGAAACACAACUAAAGCAGAGGCUCAGGACUGUGUUUUAUCAUUGUGGUCGCCAUGGUCAGAAUGCAGCGUGCAGUGUGGAUUUGGCACAAUGACACGUCGUCGAGAUAUCUUAAAAGAACCUAAAAACGGUGGCAGAUCAUGUCCAGUUAGACUUGAAAAGAAAGGAUGUUUCCGUCAAAACUGCAGAGACGAUAUGGUGUUGGCACAAAUCCUUCCCGCUGAUUUUCGCCGGCUAGGUUCCAGCAUUUACGAGACCAUUUUGCCGAAAAAGAAAGUGUUGACCGCAAGUGAGAAAGUGCGCCAGAGUUUCCGUAGCCAUUGUGUCAAUUUCAAAUUAAUGUCGAAACAUCCAUACUGUAAAGGCACAUGGGCAGAAAGUCUCAAAUUAUCGAAACCAAUGUGCGUGGAAUGUCAACCAGCUACAAUGAAUGAUAGUGGUUUCUGUAGAGGAGAGGGAAUUGUGGGUAAUUUUACGUCAUGGAUGGCAACAGACGCGAAAAGUUGCAGUGGAUUGUGGAUGAGAGUUGGAGAUAAAAUACCCAAUUGUAAAUGUGUCGAUCAAAAAUUCCAGAAUUUCAUUUUCGUUUAGAAUUUCUUCAAAA